GUUCGGUCCUAGCCGCGUUCUCCGCCGCUUCCCUCUUCUCUCCCCGCCUCCCGGCGUCUGCACCGAGGCGGCCCAGGCGGAAUCGGAGCCGGAGCCGGAGCCGGAGCCGGAGCUGGGGCCUCAGAGACGUGGAAACAUGGAGGCCUGAGCGGCGUGCGCCACCCCGGCUUCGGCGGCGCCGCGGCUUCUCCUGAUUGCCGCCUGCCACCCGCUCGUCGAUCUGUGAGCUGGAAGCGGACCUCCCUGCCGGCUGAGACAGGCUGUAUUGUGGAAAUGAAGAAGUAAGAACAAGUUAUUCACCAAAUUAGAAGAUGGGAUCGAACAGCAGUAGGCUUGGUGAUCUUCCUAAAAAUGAGUAUUUAAAAAAGUUAUCAGGCACAGAAUCUGUCUCUGAGAAUGACCCCUUCUGGAAUCAGCUUCUCUCAUUUUCUUUUCCUGCACCAACCAGCAGUACUGAGUUGAAGCUCUUGGAGGAGGCAACUGUUUCAGUCUGCAGGUCUUUAGUUGUAAACAAUCCUCGUACAAGAAACCUUGGUGCACUAAUCAAGGUCUUCCUUUCUAGAACCAAAGAACUAAAACUUUCAGCAGAAUGUCAAAACCACAUCUUUAUUUGGCAGACACACAAUGCUUUGUUUAUUAUUUGCUGUUUGCUGAAAGUGUUCAUCUGUGAAGUACCAGAGGAGGAAUUACAACUUCAUUUUACUUAUGAAGAAAAAUCUCCUGGCACUUACAGUUCAGAUUCAGAAGAUCUUUUGGAAGAAUUACUCUGCUGUUUGAUGCAGUUAAUUACCGACACUCCACUCUUAGAUAUUACAUAUGACAUAUCAGUAGAAGCGAUUUCUACAAUGGUUGUUUUCCUUUCCUGCCAACUCUUUCACAAGGAAGUUUUGCGACAGAGCAUCAGUCACAAGUAUUUGAUGCGAGGUCCAUGUCUUCCAUAUACCAGCAAACUUGUGAAGACUUUGCUGUAUAACUUUAUCAGACAAGAAAAGCCACCUCCCCCAGGAGCACAUGUUUUUCCUCAGCAGUCGGAGGGGGCAGGGCUGCUCUAUGGACUGGCAUCUGGAGUGGCAACUGGACUCUGGACUGUCUUCACACUGGGUGGCGUGGGCAGCAAAUCAGCUGCUACUCCAGAACUUUCUUCUCCUCUGGCCAACCAGAGUGUCCUGCUCUUGCUGGUGCUGGCCAACCUGACAGAUGCAGCAGAUGCACCAAACCCCUAUAGACAGGCCCUCAUGUCCUUUAAGAAUACACAAGUAUUUACAAGUGAGAAGGUUUUACCCAUUCUUGAGAUUCUGUAUCAUGUCGAAGAAAGAAAUUCACACCAUGUAUAUAUGGCCCUUAUAAUAUUGUUGAUCCUUACAGAAGAUGAUGGCUUCAAUAGGUCCAUUCAUGAAGUGAUAUUAAAAAAUAUUACUUGGUAUUCAGAACGGGUUUUAACUGAAAUCUCACUGGGGAGUCUCCUGAUACUGGUUGUAAUAAGAACCAUCCAAUACAACAUGACAAGAACAAGAGACAAGUACCUUCACACAAAUUGCUUGGCAGCGUUAGCAAAUAUGUCAGCACAGUUUCGUUCCCUCCAUCAGUACGCUGCCCAGAGGAUCAUCAGUUUGUUUUCCUUGCUGUCUAAGAAACACAACAAAGUUCUGGAACAAGCCACACAGUCCUUGAGAGGUUCUCUGAGUUCCAACGAUGUUCCUCUACCCGAUUAUGCACAAGACCUAAAUGUCAUUGAAGAAGUGAUUCGAAUGAUGUUAGAGAUCAUCAAUUCCUGCCUAACAAAUUCUCUUCACCACAAUCCAAACUUGGUGUAUGCACUGCUUUACAAACGAGAUCUCUUCGAACAAUUUCGAACUCAUCCUUCAUUUCAGGAUAUCAUGCAAAAUAUUGAUCUGGUGAUCACCUUCUUCAGCUCAAGGUUGCUUCAAGCUGGAGCUGAGCUGUCAGUGGAACGAGUCCUGGAAAUCAUCAAGCAAGGGGUUGUCGCCCUGCCCAAAGACAGACUGAAGAAAUUUCCAGAAUUGAAAUUCAAAUAUGUGGAAGAGGAGCAGCCUGAGGAGUUUUUUAUCCCCUACGUCUGGUCUCUGGUCUACAACUCGGCAGUGGGGCUGUACUGGAGCCCACAGGACAUCCAGCUGUUCGCAAUGGAUUCCGACUGAGGGCAGGUCGCGCCUCACGCCCUGCCCCUCUGGCCAAGCAGCCCUUCUAGUCGUUUCUCUCUGGGGAACAGAAGUAGACAGAUUGCCAGUGUAUCUUCGGUAAAGAGAAUCACACAGGCGUGUUUCCCUUGCACACUUGGAUUUGAAGAGUUGGUGCCAGUUGGCAGUAGAUCACUCAGCUUAGAUUGUAGUGCAAAAAGAGGGGGUGGGUGGUCGGGGGAUACAUAACCAUAAUAAAUGUAAAAACCUGCUAUUCCACAUGCAAUUUUAUUUCUAAACCAAAAAUCUAGAGCUUUUCCAGGGUGCCUCCGGCAUAUAACACUUCACCAGGACAUACUUUUUUUUUUGCAUGUUCAAGAUUUGUAUUUUGGUCUUGGGGGUAUGUGUUUCUUUCAAUAUUAAGAAAUAAUCAAUCUGAGAAGAUGACAGGAAGGGAAUUAAGGUGGUGAAGUCCCGUAUGUGGCUGCCUCCCAGAGGACCACAAACUAAGAAACUCUGCCCAGGCAACGGGCUCGCAGCCUUUUGGACCCUCUGUGUCGUUCCCUCAGAGAGAGAAAUGGCUCCUCGGGUGAAGCCCAGAUCAGCUUUUCAGUGGUUUUGGCCUCUGAGCUGUAGCCAGAAUUAAAUUGGAGUCUAGCACAAAUUAAGUUAAUCUACUUUGUAUUAAUCAUUGGAAAAAGAAAAGCUUCGUUUGGAAAGCAGUCUUUUUCCUUCAACCAGACUAGUAGGACAGAAGGGAGACCGAUCCGAUUAGUAAGUGUUCCCCGUGAGGUGGAAAGCAUGUUUUUCUUUUCUUUUUAAGCCCUUUGGAUUUAAAUUCUGCAAUGCGAGUGUUUGGCGCCUGAGCUGGAGGGGAGCUCCCCUGAGGGCAGAGCGCAGGGAGCUGGUCAGUGAGGGCCAGUGCUCGGCCCUGCCUAGUCGCCCUGCGCCCCUGACUGGCCCCUCCCAGUGGAGACCUGCCUGGACGAGACACUGCUGUGUAUCGGGGACCAGCGCCUCCUGCCCACAUGCCCUGGGCUGGCCCUGACUUUUUGUUCCGUCCCUGCCUUCUGAGGCCAGGGAGGAGCCAUCUGGGCUCACAUCGGGCCCCGUAAAAGGUGGGGCGCCCUUCUGCCAGGUCAGUGCACAUCUGUGUGCCGUCCACCACGAAAAGCCUGGCCACUCCAUCCUCCCGGCAGGCUUCGAGGUUGGCUGGGUGGCUUCGUCUCCCUGGUGGGGACAGCUGCCGAGACUGAGGCCUCCAAGGCCAGCAGAGGAAGGGCUGUCGCCACCGGGUAGGCCAUGAGACAGAUGCAGAUCGCCUGCCUCCUCCUGGGCCACAGCCUCUUAGCUGUCUGGCCUCGGGCCUCCCUUCACUGAAGGCCACACAGCCUGCCCAGCCCAGCAGCAGAAGCACUAUAACAGCUCACUUAGUCAUGGGGCGGGGGGGGCAGGCAGUUUGAAGGUGGAAGGAGCAGCCCUUUCAGGAGGGGGAACUGAUUUGAUUAUCAUUUCAGGUAGCAAUUAUUUUUAUUUCCUACGUGGGGAAAUGAUUUACAGCUUUAAUUUGUUUCCGAAGCAUUUUGAUUCACUUCCAUUUUUUAAAUCAAAACUCAAAGUGUUUAAUGGAGUCUCUGGUAGGACCCCAGGACCAUCCCCCAAGUGCCAGGGGACAGUCACUGGGUACAGGACUGUCACUUCUGGCGAGAGACAAGCAGCCCCCCAAAGGUGACUCAGAGAGGCUCAGCCUCUCCCCGGGGCUGAGUCUCCCAGCUGCCCAGCAUCCCCGACUCACCAGAGCCUCCCCCUGCUCGCCCCCUCACCCCGUCAGCCACACAGCAGAAGUGCUCACUGGCCUGAAACGACCGCAGACACGCAGUGCUGCCUGGUCUUUCGAGGCUGCCAGGCGCCUAUUUUUGUGAAAGAUUUAUUACUUGGCAAUAAAGAAAUUAAUGAUAAACUUUAAUACAGUCGAGUGUUAAUUUGCUUGGAAAUUUUCUUGUUUUCCACAAAGUAAAAAUGUGUGUGAGGAGACACUGUCAGGGCCCUCACGUGUCAGGGUGGAAUUAACAUCUGACUUUAUCCUGGUAUGAAGGUGUCAUCGUAGGAUGGCAUCAACAGAUGGUU
Molecule: messenger RNA, 4265 nt
Organism: Condylura cristata (star-nosed mole)
Lineage: Eukaryota; Metazoa; Chordata; Mammalia; Eulipotyphla; Talpidae
Gene: DYM
Product: dymeclin
Exons: 17
Coding region: 312-2159 (615 amino acids)
Biological process (GO): Golgi organization
Cellular component (GO): Golgi apparatus
Source: RefSeq, a predicted model, not a curated record